This is a messenger RNA of Phyllostomus discolor (pale spear-nosed bat), 1168 nucleotides long. Its product is annotated as small ubiquitin-related modifier 1. The record is from RefSeq and is a predicted model, not a curated record. Lineage: Eukaryota; Metazoa; Chordata; Mammalia; Chiroptera; Phyllostomidae. Gene Ontology annotation, molecular function: protein tag activity; ubiquitin-like protein ligase binding. Bases 84 to 389 code for a protein of 101 amino acids. The transcript has a single exon. Gene Ontology annotation, cellular component: PML body; nucleus. Gene Ontology annotation, biological process: protein sumoylation.
GACGGAUUUGUAAACCCCGGAGCGAGGUUCUACCUACCCGAGGCCGCUGCUGUGCGGAGACCCGGGGUGAAGCCACCAUCACCAUGUCUGACCAGGAGGCAAAACCUUCAACUGAGGACUUGGGCGAUAAGAAGGAAGGAGAAUACAUUAAACUCAAAGUUAUUGGACAGGAUAGCAGUGAGAUUCACUUCAAAGUGAAAAUGACAACACAUCUCAAGAAACUCAAAGAAUCAUACUGUCAAAGACAGGGAGUUCCAAUGAAUUCACUCAGGUUUCUCUUUGAAGGUCAGAGAAUUGCUGAUAAUCACACUCCAAAAGAACUGGGAAUGGAGGAAGAAGAUGUGAUUGAAGUUUAUCAGGAACAAACAGGGGGUCAUUCAACGGUUUAGAUAUUCUUUUUAUUUUAUUUACUUUUCCCUCAGUCCUUUUUUAUUUUUAAAAUUAGUUCUUUUGUAAUGUGGUGUUCAGAAUUGAAUUGAAAACUGACCCCUACCCCCUGUGUCUUUAAAACAUCUGGUAAUUUGAAUUCUAGUGCCCAUUCAUUAUUGUUUUGUUUUCAUUGUGCUGAUUUUUGGUGAUCAAACCUUAGACCCCUUCAUACUGCCCUCUCCUUUUUAAACAUUACAUGUGUGCACAGAGAGGCCACCUUUUUCAGGACUGUGCAUUUUCAGGCUUGUGAUACAUGAGGUCGACCAAUUCAAGUGUUCGUAAUGACAUUUCUAAUUGGCCCGGAAGUUCUAGCUUGUGAUUGCUUCACUCCUGGACUAUGACUUUCAGUGGGAGAUGGAGGUUUUUCGGAGAACUGAACCGUGGAAAAUGACCUUUCCUUAACUUGAAGCUACUUUUAAAAUCUGAAGGUCUGGACCAAAAGAAGAGAAAUACCAGGUUGGAGUCAAGACGACAGAUAAAGCGAGAGUAAAGACUAACUCCAAAGAUGGCUUCACUGAAGAAAAAGCAUUUUAAGAGUAAAGAAAAAUCUUGUCAGAAGAUCCCAGAAAAGUUCUAAUUUUCAUUAGCAGUUAAUAAAGUUAUUCAUGCAGAAGUGUGUACAACAGAACACUGCUCUUUUUUAUUUUAAUUUGUACUUUUUGGCCUGGGAUAUGGGUUUUAAAUGGACAUUGUCUGUACCAGCUUCAUUAAAAUAAACAAAAUAUUUGUAAAAAUCAAA